AAAAAAAAAAAAAAAAAAAGCAAAAGCAAUGGCUUUCCGUCGCUGAACUGGUGCAGUAAAUUUCAGAAACAGGAGCGCAUUUCAAGUGUUGUGCAUGCUUUGUUCUCGCUUGGGUGGAGGCUGGUUUACAAGUCGGCGUUGCUGUACUAGCAGGCAGACAGGGGGCUGAUGAAACAGGAGGCUGAGCCGGGCAGGUGAGAGAGAGAGAGAGAGAGAGAGAGAGGCACUAUGUCAGCGUUUCACCAAGGCAGUAGCAGCGCGCUCAGAGCCAAGCAGCUCUACAAGAAGAGGAAAUCUCGCUUCUCGUACAGCGAGAUCAAACUGCUGCUGGAGGAAGUGCGCAGGAACAGGCACAUCGUUGUAGGGAAGUUCAACCACGGCGUGCCGUCGAACCUGAAGAAGCGCACGUGGGCGGACAUCACGGCCCGGAUCAACGAGGUCAGCCAGUGCCCGCGGGAGAUCAUCGAGGUCAUCAAGAAGUGGUCGGACAUGAAGUGCGACGUGAAGCGACGGCUGGCGGCUAGGUGCGCAGGAGGCGGCGAGGGACCGGACGAGCUGACCCCAGUGGAGUCCGUCAUCCACCAGAUCCUGGAGCUCACCGGCACGCGACAGCGCCACCCGCCCCGAGCCCCGUCCCUGGGCAGCGGCCUCAGCGCCAGGGCUGGCGUCGGGGACAGAGAGGGAGCGACGGCAAGCGCCGCUUCGGUCAGUGUACCUGCCAGCGCUGCCGCGGUGGAGAGUUUUGUCACCAGCCUGCCUGAGAUGCCACUGCCAAUGCUGUCGCCUGUGCAGGAUCCAGCCCCAACUCCCAUGUACUGCAUAGCAUCGCGGCAAGAAUCCACGGCAUCCUCUUAUGAGCUACAAUAUGAAAUCCAGACUAUCGAAGAUGAGGACGUGGAGUCGAUUGAUUUGACAGGAGAGGAGAUCGCAGCCGAGGAAUCCAGACCCUCCCUGCCCUUGUCUUCUGCGCCCCCUGCUGAGGAGAGCACCCCUCUCCUAGGAGGCACGCACAGAAGGGGAGCCCCCAACCCCCGCCCCAGCCUGGCCCCCCGGGGCGGUGUGAGCACGCGCGAGGAGAUUGUGCGUAACGCAGCCGAGAGCGUGCAGGAGCAGCGCACCUCCAACGAGCUCCUGCGGUCUGUGUCGCGCUCCCUGGAGCUGCUCUCCGAGUCGCUGCAGCAGGCUGUGGAGACGCAGCAGGACUUCGUGCGCGACUCCCUGGCCCUGCAGAGGGAGUCCUUGCAGGUGCUCAGGGACUUUGCCGGCGCCGCCCUCGCAACCUUGCAGGAGAAGCUGAACGGACACCCCGCCCCGCGGCGCUGACCCACGCUCCUCACCACGAGCCACCCGCCGAACAGGGGCUGCAAACCCAGCACUAGUCCUGCUGCUGCUGCUGCUGCUGCUGCUGCUGCACCCAGUCCUGGGGUUCAGAACUCCCCUCAAUGAAGUCU
Polyodon spathula (Mississippi paddlefish) is the source of this 1451-nucleotide messenger RNA. RefSeq names its product nuclear apoptosis-inducing factor 1-like. NCBI's taxonomy places the organism in Eukaryota, Metazoa, Chordata, Actinopteri, Acipenseriformes, Polyodontidae. The transcript has 5 exons. Gene Ontology annotation, cellular component: nucleus. The record is from RefSeq and is a predicted model, not a curated record. The coding region runs from base 229 to 1323 and encodes 364 amino acids.